AUGGGACAGCUGAACUACUCAUCGUCCAACGCCUGGUUGGAUGCCUUGUCUCGGCAUCGGAAUGCGCUUGGCAAGCCAUGCGCAGCACCGCAGUGGGGUGCCUGGGGCGAAGUGGGGAUGGCUGCCAACUUAGAUGAUGCCUCCCAGAGGCGGAUGGCGCAAAGCCCCAUGCCGCCGUUUACAAACGCAGAAGGACUUUUCGGACUGGAGUGUGGCCUCAGGAGAUUCGCUGGAACAGAAGAGCUCAUAGAAAACAGCGGAGUUUGGGUCGUUUGUUGCCGCCGCAUCGUAGCCAUGACAUGCUCUGCAAUCGAGGCUGACCUGCAAGCUGCAGAUUUGUUGAGAGCUGCCAUUCUUGUCUUCGGUGUUGGGGACUUCAUACACGGCUUCUCCUACAGUGCAGGCAUCCAUCCCUUCUUGCACUGUGCGCGACUUUUUACGAUGGCUUUCGCUGGAGUGGGCUUCUUCGGUGAAGUGGAUGGACGUCGACUGGGGGAGUUGUACUGGCAGGAGGGCGCUGCCGAGGCCAGGGACCCAGUUGCGGAUGAAUCGGAAAGAUCACCGAAGACCAGAAGUUCGGAUGGUGAUGUGCGAGCAGAUGGGCGAAGGGAGGUAAGAUAA
Messenger RNA from Symbiodinium sp. CCMP2592, 621 nucleotides. Lineage: Eukaryota; Dinophyceae; Suessiales; Symbiodiniaceae. The record is from the annotation of a GenBank genome assembly.